CCGCCUAAGAGAGACAUUACAACUCACAAAACAAUUACUUUUAGCCGGGUUGGGCAAUGGGCAUACUCAAUUUGGAGCUAAUCUCUCGGAGAUCACUAUAACUCGGAAAACAUAAUUUCGUAAACCUAAAGGACUAUUAACAAGUAGCCUGCCUGUCACACUGUUAUGUUCAUUUAUUUAUUCAAGUACGCUGUCUUUAUAUCAAGGUCGAAAGCAAUGACAUCCAAUGCCCCGACCCCGUAAAUCACGAAAAAAGUCAUUGUUGAAGUCGCCCCUGUUAUUUUUGGAGCCACCACUUGAUGGAGCCAGAUACUAUGAUGUACCUCAAGUCCAGGCAGCACUCAAUCCCAAAUCGUUUGCGUCAGAGGAGGAACGACAGAGCAACACGGCACUUACUUCUUGGGUGAGCCCACAGUUUGAUCAAGUGCAGAUUUCUGCAGUCCCACCAAGGCGAGGGAGGAAGGCCAAACCAGCAACAAGUAUGCUGGACAGGAGUAGUCAAUUGUCUAGGAAAUCUAGCGUUUGCAAGUUCCCUUCCUUGUCCUUCGAAAAUAAGACUACAUCCCAGGAUCACCAACAAAAGCAUGCACCUGGAAAUAAGAAAAAAAACACAGAGACUGUCGUUGGGGGCAGAGUGGUUCAACAGACCUCACGACAAGUCCAAAAGUCACUUCCGGACACUGAGACACCUAAAUGUCGACCCUUUCUUAGGAAAAGGACCACUAAGGGGUCAAGUUUGUCUAGAUACAUGACACAUGGAAUUGCAUCUACCUCCUGUAGAGGCUUAGAGGACCAAAUAAAUCCAGCUGAUCACAUUACUGCUAAGCAACAAAACAACCCCUCAUGUUCUUCUAUGACUCCUGGAUCAGAAAACAGAUACACCCCCAGUAUGAGCAAUGUUUUCACUCCACCUGAUAUAGAGACUCCAGAAUUACACCAAGGAGGCCACAGUGGUCCCUCCACCGCCUUUCUGGAUCUCCUAAUACACCCAUCCCAGCCAGCAACUCCUCUGCACAGACAGACCCUUGAGACUUUGGUGGGAGACACCCCAGAGAGGGAAUAUGGAGUGAAGGUGACAUGGAGGAGGAGGCAAGGACUAAUGAAGCUGCUGAAGGAGCGAGGUAAACUUUCCACCUCAGAAACUCUAAUUAGUAUCUAAAGUGGAAGCAUUAAACAUUUUCAACUUGUCAGUGUUGUUGUGUUAUGGUUGAUGGGCUAGUAAUAAUGAUGCAUGAUGAAUGAACUGUCAUUAAAUACAUGGUUAAUUAGAAGGGGAGUGCUGCUUUCUGCAUAUACCACCUAUAGACCUACCGUGCUUAAAAAAAAUACUAUUUUACUAUUCUAUUUUCUUUAUUUUUUCUAAACUUUUUGUGGAGGUAGUCCACUGACCAAAGGAAACAGAUUGGUUUGCAAUAAAAGUAAAUACAUGU
Molecule: messenger RNA, 1430 nt
Organism: Osmerus eperlanus (European smelt)
Lineage: Eukaryota; Metazoa; Chordata; Actinopteri; Osmeriformes; Osmeridae
Gene: rhno1
Product: RAD9-HUS1-RAD1 interacting nuclear orphan 1
Exons: 3
Coding region: 227-1159 (310 amino acids)
Biological process (GO): cellular response to ionizing radiation; DNA damage checkpoint signaling; recombinational repair
Cellular component (GO): nucleus; chromosome
Source: RefSeq, a predicted model, not a curated record